AUGUGCGGCAUCCUCGCUGCCCUAGGCGUGACGGGUGACGCCGAGGUGAACAGGCGCAGGCUGCUGCGAUGCAGUCGAUUGCUGAGACACAGGGGACCUGACAGCAGUGGGGUGUAUGAGGAUCCCAAGGGACGGGCCUUCAUCUCCUUCGAGCGCCUGAACAUCGUCGACCCCAGUGACGCCGGCAGGCAACCCUUCCAGAUCGUGCGUCCGGAGGGCAACCUUGCCUGGGCACUGAACAGCGAGAUCUACAACUUCCGGCAGGUGGUGGCGGAGCAGCUGCCUGGCGUCCACAUCCCCUCCCAGUCCGACUCCGCCAUCAUCGGGUACCUGGUGCAGGCCCAUGGCGACACCAACGAGCUGUGGAACUCGCUGGACGGCAUCUUCGCAUGCGUGGUGUGGGACGAGGCCACCUGCGAGUUCACCAUCGCGCGGGACCCCCUGGGCAUCUGCUCCCUGUACUGGGGCAAGGACAAGGACGGCUCCAUCUGGGCCGCCUCGGAGAUGAAGGCCCUGCAGCACCUCGAAACCCUGGACAUCUUCCCCCCGGGCCAUGUGUACCGCAGCAGGACCGGGAAGCUGGAGCGAUACUACAACCCGCGGUGGAUGGAGGAGGGCCGCGUGCCCAGCGCCCCCGUGGACCUCGACCUCCUGCGCCAGACCUUCACCGAUGCCGUGGUGAAGCGCCUGAUGUCCGACGCGCCCCUGGGCAUCCUCCUCUCCGGCGGGCUUGACUCGUCCCUCGUCGCCUCCGUUGCCGUCAGGCACAUCCGUGAGACCACCGGCACCUUUGACAAGGACCACAAGGUCCACACCUUCUCCAUCGGCAUCGCGGGCUCCCCCGACCUCGUCGCCGCGCGCCAAGUGUCGGAAUUUCUGGGCACCGAGCACCAUGAGUUCACCUUCACGGUGCAGGAGGGCGUGGACGCGCUGGAGGACCUCAUCUGGCACAUUGAGUCGAUCGAGCAGGUCCGGUCUGCCAUCCCCAUGUACCUGCUGGCACGGCGCAUCAAGGCCCUGGGCAUCAAGGUCGUCCUCUCCGGCGAGGGCGCUGACGAGGUCUUCGGCGGCUACCUCUACUUCCACAAGGCCCCCAACCCGGCCGAGUUCCAGGCGGAGACGGUGCGCCUGCUGUGCCGCCUGCACCAGUGGGACGUGCUGCGCGCCAACAAGGCGCCCUUCUCCUUUGGCGUGGAGACGCGCGUGCCCUUCCUGGACAAGCGCCUCCUGGAGGUGGCCAUGGAGCUCGACCCCAGCGCCAAGAUGUGCGACCUGGCGGACCGCCCCGACGGCGUUCACCCGCGCCUGGAGAAGUAUGUCCUGCGCAAGGCCUUUGACACGCCGGACCGCCCCUACCUCCCUGACGCCGUGCUGUUCCGGCAGAAGGAGCAGUUCUCCGACGGCGUUGGCUACGACUGGGUGGACGGGCUGAAGGGCCAUGCCGAGGCCGUGGUCUCCAACGCUGACUGGGCUGCGCGACACAAGCGCUUCCCGGAGCACACGCCGCGCAGCCGGGAGUACUACCUCCUCCGCACCAUCUUCGACCGCCACUUCACCCACCCCUCUGCCUUUGACACCGUACCCAAGGGGCUGAGCAUCGCGUGCUCCACGCCCGAGGCCCUGGCCUGGGACCCCAGCUGGGAGAACUCGCACGAGAUCAGCGGGCGCGCCAUCACCCACGUCCAUGCCGCCGGGCACGGCUUCACCUACCAGAAGCCGGAGGUGGUCAACGGCUUCAUCCACGGCUAA
Messenger RNA from Auxenochlorella protothecoides, 1749 nucleotides. RefSeq names its product Asparagine synthetase [glutamine-hydrolyzing]. Gene Ontology annotation, cellular component: cytosol. NCBI's taxonomy places the organism in Eukaryota, Viridiplantae, Chlorophyta, Trebouxiophyceae, Chlorellales, Chlorellaceae. The transcript is spliced from 7 exons. Bases 1 to 1749 code for a protein of 582 amino acids. The record is from RefSeq and is a predicted model, not a curated record. Gene Ontology annotation, molecular function: asparagine synthase (glutamine-hydrolyzing) activity.